This is a messenger RNA of Haliotis rubra (blacklip abalone), 992 nucleotides long. Its product is annotated as peroxisomal 2,4-dienoyl-CoA reductase [(3E)-enoyl-CoA-producing]-like. Gene Ontology annotation, biological process: fatty acid catabolic process. Gene Ontology annotation, molecular function: 2,4-dienoyl-CoA reductase (NADPH) activity. The record is from RefSeq and is a predicted model, not a curated record. Bases 88 to 975 code for a protein of 295 amino acids. The transcript has 8 exons. Lineage: Eukaryota; Metazoa; Mollusca; Gastropoda; Lepetellida; Haliotidae.
CAAAGGUCACGCACAUGUCUUCUGCAUCAAAGUCCACUGAUCUGUAACUUUCAUUGAUUCAACUGUGUUUAUAUUUGGAACGACAACAUGUCACGAAAUGAUGUUAUUCACAAAGAGACAUGUGAAGAAAAUUACAAAUAUAUAUUUAAACCAGACAUACUAAGAGGGAAAGUUGCUUUUAUAACCGGUGGUGGCUCGGGGAUCUGCUUCACAAUAACUGAGAUCUUCAUGAGACAUGGCUGUGACACAGUAAUCGUCGGACGGAAUUUGGAGCGAGUUAAGCAGGCGUCCGAAACACUGAUGGCAGCGACAGGGGGGAGAUGUCUGCCUCUGAGUGUGGAUGUCAGGAAGCCACAGCAGAUACUGGAUGCAGUAGAUGAAGCAAUGGGACAGUUCGGGAAAAUUGACAUAUUGGUGAAUGGUGCUGCUGGCAACUUCCUCUGCCCUCUGGACCAGAUGUCCUUCAACGCCUUCCGCACUGUCAUGGAGAUUGAUGCUCAUGGGACAUUCAAUGUCAGCAAGGUUGUGUACGACAAGAGCAUGAAGACAAAUGGUGGCGUCAUCAUCAACAUCACGGCACUGCUGCAUCUCCGAGGAACCCAGAUGCAGACUCACGCUGGCUCAGCCAAAGCAGCCAUCGAGGCAAUGACCCGCCACAUGGCAGUGGAGUGGGGAAUGAAUGGCGUGAGGGUCAUGUGUGUGGCACCGGGACCAAUCGCAGACACAGAGGGAAUGAGACGCCUUGGUGGUGGGAGAGUAAAUGAGGAAUAUGAGAAGUCAAUUCCAAUCCAGAGGCUUGGUCUGCGUGUGGACAUCGCAGACGUCUGCCUCUUUCUGACAACCAGGGGCAGUGAACUCCUGACUGGCACCACAAUCGCAGCUGAUGGUGGCAGCUGGCUCACUGGCUCCAACAACUUCUACCAAACAAAGAAGCUGUUGUCUGCUGGACACUCCCUGAGCAAAGCCAAGUUGUGAACAGGGACGAGGAGAAA